This is a messenger RNA of Letharia columbiana, 2016 nucleotides long. RefSeq lists its product as uncharacterized. Gene Ontology annotation, molecular function: RNA binding; ATP binding. The transcript is spliced from 4 exons. The record is from RefSeq and is a predicted model, not a curated record. The coding region runs from base 1 to 2016 and encodes 671 amino acids. Gene Ontology annotation, cellular component: catalytic step 2 spliceosome; intracellular anatomical structure. NCBI's taxonomy places the organism in Eukaryota, Fungi, Ascomycota, Lecanoromycetes, Lecanorales, Parmeliaceae.
AUGGCGGACUUUGAUCUAUCGACUUCUUUUGUCCCUUCUCUCAACAAGCCGUCCUCUCUCCUUCCUAUUGCACGUCAUCGUCAGAGUCUACUAUAUCUAGUUGAAACUUUUCCAGUAAUCAUAGUUGUUGGUCAAACAGGAAGUGGAAAGACAACACAGAUCCCACAGUUUCUCGAACAGGCAGGAUGGUGCGAAGCAGGCAAAGUUGUUGCGGUCACGCAGCCCCGGAGAGUCGCUGCUACUACCGUGGCCACUCGGGUCGCAGAGGAGGUUGGAUGCAAUUUAGGGGAAGAAGUCGGCUACUCCAUUAGAUUCGAGGACUUGACCAGUGCCAAAACUCGCAUCAAGUUCUUGACCGAUGGUCUUCUUCUUCGAGAAGCACUUGCAGAUCCUCUCUUAUCGAGAUACUCAAUUGUCAUGGUCGACGAAGCUCAUGAGCGCUCGCUAAGCACUGAUAUACUCCUCGGCGUACUGAAGAAGAUUAGCAAAAGGAGGUCAGAUCUCCGUAUAAUUAUCAGUAGCGCAACAUUGCAAGCAGAAGACUUUCUUCGUUUCUUCUCUGGAGAACAACCCGAACAGAACGGUGAUGCAGACGAGCACUCUGUAGGUCGGAUCAUCAGCCUAGAAGGACGCAUGUAUCCAGUGGACACGAUGUAUCUUGAGGAGCCGGCCGAAAACUACGUCGAAAGGGCAGUGAAGACCGUAUUCGAUAUACACGCCAGUGAAUCGGAUGGCGACAUACUCAUUUUCCUGACAGGUCGAGAAGAGAUUGACACGGCUCUUCAGCUAAUUGCAGACCGAGCAGCGUCUCUACACCCUCGGGCUCAAUCUGUCCUCUCGCUGCCUCUAUAUGCUGGGCUAACGAGCGAGCAACAGCUCUACGUAUUCGAGCCUGCUCCAGAGAAUACCCGCAAAGUCAUCGUCUCAACGAACAUUGCGGAGGCUUCAGUGACCAUUGAUGGCAUUGUCUAUGUCAUUGAUUGUGGCUUUGUUAAGCUGCGUGCCUUUAAUCCUAAGACUGGGAUUGAAACUUUGACAGCCACGCCGGUUUCCAAGGCAUCGGCCACGCAGCGUGCUGGACGAGCAGGGCGGACGAAAGCGGGGAAAUGCUACAGGUUGUAUACGCAGCUGGCUUACCAGAGUCUACCGGAAGCCACCGUGCCUGAAAUCCAGAGAUCAAAUCUUGCACCAAUCAUUCUCCAAUUGAAAGCACUUGGCAUCGACAAUGUUCUUCGCUUUGAUUUUCUCACCCCUCCACCAGCAGAAUUGAUCAUCCGUGCGCUGGAGCUGUUGUACUCGUUGGGAGCGGUGGAUGACUACGCAAAGCUCACUCGGCCCUUGGGCGUACGCAUGGCCGAACUUUCGGUUGAACCAAUGAUGGCUAAGGUCCUCUUGUCAGCAUCUACUAUGGGCUGUAUGAGUGAGAUUUUGUCUAUUGCGGCAAUGACUAGUUUGCAAGGAGCCGUGUGGUUUCAUCACGAUGGAGAGAAGAAGGCAACGGAAUCUGCUCGUCGCAAAUUCGCCGUCGAGGAAGGAGAUCACCUUACGUUACUCAACGUAUAUCAAGCUUUUGUGACUAAAGGCAGGAAGGAUUCGAAAUGGUGUCGGGACAAUUGUCUUAAUUACAAAUCUAUGACACGCGCCGUCAGUGUUCGAACUCAGCUAAAGCGGCAUCUAGAGCGGUUUGGAAUAGACGUUGAUGAAACACUUGCCACGAGUAAGAAGGCUGACGAAGUGUCUGAUAAAGGAAAACAGAUCAGAAAGUGUCUAGCAGCUGGAUAUUUUGCUCACGCCGCCAGGAUGCAGCCUGAUGGGGUCUUCAAGACAGUCAAUGGGAGCGUGACUUUGCACGCUCAUCCAAGCUCUCUCAUGUUUAAUAGGAAGGCGGAUUGGGUCAUCUUCCACGAGAUCCUCGAGACUGGGAGCAAGACCUUUAUUCGAGAUGUCACAAAGAUCGAGAAGGGCUGGUUGCUUGAUGGCUCGUUGUCCACGUAUUAUGAAAUCACGGAACAUUGA